This is a messenger RNA of Dracunculus medinensis (Guinea worm), 453 nucleotides long. The record is from the annotation of a GenBank genome assembly. NCBI's taxonomy places the organism in Eukaryota, Metazoa, Nematoda, Chromadorea, Rhabditida, Dracunculidae.
AUUCAUUUCAAUGAAAUUUCAAUAAAACAAAAUUUUCAGCUUGUAAUACACCUCGGUGUUCAUCAACGAACUCAUUUAAUUACAUUGGAACAGCAAAGUUCGAAAGUUUAUUACUGUCUACCGGAUGUAAAAUGUUAUUUCUUUUUUAUUCUCUUAUUUUUUAUAAUUGUGAUCAUGACUAGCCUUUGUGAAAAUAACUCAUCGAGAAUGGUUCUAGUUCGGUCUUUCCCAUCUUUUGCAUUUGAGGAUAAUUACUUUAUCAGUUUAUUUAGUUUAUUUAUUUUACUUUUCAGAUAUCUAUGUGCAUAUGCAUAUUAUAUAUCGUUGAAUAGGAGUAGAGAAAAGUCAUUAUUUGUUCAUAUUCCGGAGUUUGAUGAAAUUUGUACCGAAGAAGUUCUCAUAAAUAUUGUCAAAGAAAUUAUACGUAUUUGUCUCGACCAUCUGAAAAAUUAA